AUGGCGAAUGGGCACGACGCAAAGGACAAGGGAAAGAACUACCACUAUAGCAACACACCCGAGCGAGGAGUAAAGGGCAUGCGGGACUCGGACGACCUCGACGCGGUCAUUGAGUUGAUCGAGGGACCCAAGACCGCGCGGGAGAAGGACCGCAAGGAAAGGGAGAGGGUCAAGCUCAAAGCGGCGAAGAAGGAGAAGGAGAAGGAAAAGGAAAAAGAAAAGGAGGAAAACAAGGACUGGGUGGCCAAGGUCAUGUCGCCUCUGCGCUGGCGAAGGAAAGACAAGGAGAGCAGUCCGGCGGCCGGGCUGUCCGGGAGAAGCAAGAGCUCCGGCAGUUUGAUGUCGUCUCUCUCGCUUCACGGGCGAUCGAUGUCCUCCUCAGUUCUCACUUCGCCCGUAUUCACUCCGUCGGUCAGCAGCUCCUCACCACACAAGGGCUCGCCUGGCUCCACCAACCCACCCCAAGGCAGUCCCGGCCGAACACAUUCGUCGGCCUUCCUGUCCCUCUCAAUUCCCUCGUCAAACGUGCUUACCUUCUUCAACGAGAAGGGCGGCAGCCCGAUGGCCAAGGGUCUUUCUGUUUCCGGUGGUGUGCGCACGCGAGAACCACGAGACCAGCUCAAGCACCGUCUUCUCGAUGGAGAGCUCAGCAGCGACGAGGAGGAGAACACGAGAGGAGGUGAGAUGGACAUUCUUGAGUUCCUCGCCACGCUCAGUGACAAACGACCAGCAACACGAGCUGGGCGGGCACCACCAGUCGGGGGCAGCUCCUCGCUCAAAGAGGUGGUCAAGGAGGUGAAGUCGGUGUGUGUACCUUAG
Messenger RNA from Acanthamoeba castellanii str. Neff, 819 nucleotides. RefSeq lists its product as uncharacterized. The record is from RefSeq and is a predicted model, not a curated record. The transcript is spliced from 5 exons. Bases 1 to 819 code for a protein of 272 amino acids. Lineage: Eukaryota; Discosea; Longamoebia; Acanthamoebidae.